Messenger RNA from Hansenula anomala, 3762 nucleotides. RefSeq names its product myosin 3. Gene Ontology annotation, biological process: actin filament organization; endocytosis; vesicle transport along actin filament. Gene Ontology annotation, molecular function: microfilament motor activity; actin filament binding; ATP binding. The record is from RefSeq and is a predicted model, not a curated record. Lineage: Eukaryota; Fungi; Ascomycota; Saccharomycetes; Phaffomycetales; Wickerhamomycetaceae. Bases 91 to 3762 code for a protein of 1223 amino acids. Gene Ontology annotation, cellular component: cytoplasm; actin cytoskeleton; actin cortical patch. The transcript is spliced from 2 exons.
UUCAUCAUCAACUAGCGUUUCAAACAACUGCAAAAGGCUUUUCUAUUCUCAUAGGGCGCUCGUGAUUAAAUAAACAAUCUUCAAUCCAUCAUGGGUAUCACGAGAAGAGCUGGAAAAACGGCUAGACAACAACCUCCUAAAAGGAAUGGAAUCCAAAAGGCAACUUUUGAUGCUGGAAAGAAAAAAGAAGUUGGUGUUUCUGAUUUAACACUAUUAACCAAAAUCUCUGAUGAAUCAAUCAAUGAUAAUUUGAAAAAAAGAUUUGAAAAUGGUACAAUUUAUACUUAUAUUGGUCAUGUUUUGAUUUCUGUUAAUCCCUUUAGAGACUUGGGUAUUUAUACAGAUAAAGUUUUAGAAUCUUAUGAAGGUAAGAAUAGACUAGAAGUUCCACCUCAUGUGUUUGCCAUUGCAGAAUCAAUGUUUUAUAACAUGAAGGCUUAUAAUGAAUCUCAAUGUGUUAUUAUUUCUGGUGAAUCUGGUGCUGGUAAAACCGAAGCUGCUAAAAGAAUUAUGCAAUAUGUCGCUGCAGUAUCCGGUUCGAGCUCUUCAUCUCAACAAAUUCAACAAAUUAAAGAUAUUGUUUUAGCUACAAAUCCUCUAUUAGAAUCAUUCGGUUGUGCUAAAACUUUGCGUAAUAAUAAUAGUUCAAGACAUGGUAAAUAUCUUGAAAUUAAUUUUAAUGCCCAAUUUGAACCUGUUAGUGGUAAUAUCACAAAUUAUUUACUAGAAAAACAAAGAGUUGUGGGUCAAAUUAAAAAUGAAAGAAAUUUCCAUAUUUUUUAUCAAUUUACAAAAGGUGCUUCAGAAAAUUAUAGACAAACUUUUGGUAUUCAAGAACCUGAUCGUUAUAUUUAUACUUCAAGUGCUGGUUGUAUUUCAGUGGAUUCAAUCGAUGAUUUAAAAGAUUUCCAAGAUACUUUGAAUGCUAUGCAAACAGUUGGUAUUACACAACCUGAACAAGAUCAAAUAUUUAGAGUUCUUGCAGCUAUAUUAUGGAUUGGUAAUAUAACAUUUGUGGAAAAUGAAGAAGGUAAUGCACAAGUGCGUGACACUUCUGUUACGGAUUUUGUUGCUUAUUUAUUACAAGUUGAUUCUGAAACUUUAAAUAAAGCUGUUACAGAGCGUGUUAUGGAAACUUCACAUGGUAUGAGAAGAGGUUCUGUUUAUAAUGUCCCAUUAAACAUCACACAGGCUACUGCAGUUAGAGAUGCUUUAGCUAAAGGUUUAUACAAUAAUUUAUUUGAUUGGAUUGUUGCUAGAGUUAAUAAAGCCUUGCAAACCGUUGGUGGUGCUUCAAAAUCUAUUGGUAUCUUGGAUAUUUAUGGAUUUGAAAUUUUUGAACACAAUUCUUUUGAACAAAUUUGUAUCAAUUAUGUUAAUGAGAAAUUACAACAAAUUUUCAUUCAAUUAACUUUAAAAUCUGAACAAGAUGAAUAUGUUAAGGAACAAAUUCAGUGGACACCAAUCAAUUACUUCAAUAACAAAGUUGUGUGUGAUUUGAUUGAACUUAAAAGACCCCCUGGUAUCUUUGCUGCUUUAAAUGAUUCUUGUGCAACUGCUCAUGCUGAUUCUCAAGCUGCUGAUCAAUCAUUUGCUCAAAGAUUGAAUAUGGUUUCAGCAAACAAGCAUUUUGAACUAAGACAAUCCAAAUUUGUGAUUAAACAUUAUGCUGGUGAUGUCACUUAUGAUAUCAAUGGUAUGACUGAUAAAAAUAAAGAUCAAAUGUUGAAAGAUUUAUUAGAUUUACUUGCAACUUCAUCAAAUGAAUUUUUACAAACCUUGUUCCCCGAAACUGUCAAUCAAGAAUCUAAAAGAAGACCACCAACUGCUGGUGAUAAAAUCAUCAAAAGUGCUAAUGAAUUAGUUGACACAUUAUCCAAAUCAUCACCAUCAUAUAUCAGAACAAUCAAGCCUAACCAAAACAGAUCACCAACUGAAUAUGAUGAAAAACAAGUUUUACAUCAAGUUAAAUAUUUGGGUUUACAAGAAAAUGUUAGAAUUAGAAGAGCAGGUUUUGCUUAUCGUCAAACAUUUGAAAAAUUUGCUGAAAGAUUUUAUUUAUUAUCACCACAAUGUUCAUAUGCAGGUGAUUAUAUUUGGCAAGGUGAUUCAAGAUCAGCCGUUUUACAGAUCUUGAAAGAUGCUGCAAUCCCAGCUUCUGAAUAUCAAAUGGGUGUCACUAAAGUUUUCAUUAAAACACCUGAAACAUUGUUUGGUUUAGAAAGUUUAAGAGAUAGAUAUUGGUAUAAUAUGGCUGCCAGAAUUCAAAGAGCCUGGAGACGUUAUCUACAAAGAAGAAUUGAUUGUGCUAUUAGAAUUCAAAGAUUUUGGAGAGAAAGAACUGGCGGUAACCAAUUUGAACAAUUACGUGAUUAUGGUACCAAAUUACUUGGUGCAAGAAAAGAACGUCGCUCAAUGUCAUUAUUAGGUUAUAGAGCAUUCACUGGUGAUUAUUUAUCAGCAAAUGAACGUAAUUCAAGAGGUGCAUUCAUUAAAAACCAAGUUGGUAUUAAGGAUAAAAUAAUAUUUUCUGCAAAUGGUGAAGCGUUACAUUCCAAAUUUGGUAGAUCAUCACAAAGAGUUCCAAGAACUGUUUUCCUUUCAUCAACCACAUUAUAUAUUGUUGCUCAUCAAGUUAUUGAUAGAAAAGUUUCAUACACAAUUGAAAAUGCCAUUCCACUUGGUAAUAUAAAUUAUCUAGGGUUAUCCAAUUUACAAGAUGAUUGGAUUGCAAUUUCAUUGAAAAACACACCUACACCGGAUCCAUUCAUUAAUUUAGCAUUCAAGACUGAAUUAGUUACACAGUUGAAAAAAUUGAACAAUGCAAUUAGAAUUGAAAUAGAUACAACUAUCAAAUAUCAAAAGAAACCUGGUAAAUAUCAUACCGUUAAAACUCAAGUUAGUGGAACUGCACCAAAGAAUGGUGAUUUUUACAAGUCUGGUACAAUUCAAGUCCAACAGGGACAUCCUGCAUCUUCAAAAUCCAAGCCAAAACCAAAGAAACAAUCAUCAGGUGCUACAAACUUGGAUUUCACACCAAGAAAUACUGGAUACACUCAACCAGCACGUACUGUGAGAAAAGUUCCGCCACCUGCACCUGUUCAGCAACAACAACAACAACCAUCAUCAUAUACUGCAAGUGCAGCACCAACAACCUCAAAUAUUCCACAAUCAAAACAAGUUCCACCUCCAAGACCUGCUCAAAGACAACAACCAGCAGCUGUACCACAACCUGUUCAAUCUACACCAGCUGUGAAAUCUACACCAGCUCCACCUCCACCUCCUCCAGCUGCUAAACCAUCUGAUCCAACUUUCAAAGCUGCUUAUGAUUUCGUUGGUACAGGGAGUGCAUCUGAAUUACCAAUUGCGAAAGAUCAAGUUGUUUAUAUUUUGAAAAAAGAAGCAAAUGGUUGGUGGUUAGCUAAAACUUUAGAUGGUUCAAAAGAAGGUUGGGUCCCAGGUUCUUAUGUUGUUGAAUGUGAACCACCAAUGACAAAUGGUUCAAGAGCUCCACCACCACCACCUGCUCAAAAUUCGAGUGCUCAUACUAGUUAUGGCGGUAAUGAUGAUUCUACUCCAGCAACUACUGUUUCAUCAAACAAUACAACAAAUAACAACAUUGGUGGUGGAUUAGCUGCUGCUUUAUUGGCUAAAAAGCAAGAAGAGUCUUCAUUAGCUGGUGGGUUAGCUGCUGCUUUGAAAGAUAGAGCUGGUAAGAUGGGUGCUGAUAGUGAUGAAGAGGAAGAAGACGAUGAUUGGUGA